UGCGCCGUCGGUCUGGGCCAUUAUUUUGUCCUCCUCAAGCUUCAAAUGAACAACAGGCUAAGCGCUCCUUGAAAUGAAUUAAAUAUUAAUUCACGGAGAGAGUAAUUUUUCCUCCCGUUCGCCGCCGCCGACAUACAUGGAGCCUCUCGGUCAGUAGCUGGUUUGUCUCGCCGGGCUGUGGAGUCCUCCGGCGGACUUGGAGGCCGAAAACAGUGCGCGGAGUGACAGCCCCGUUAAAGCCAGCAGAUUGGGUGUUUAUCUAGUUGGCUAGCCACCUAGCUAGCUUCCUAGACAGCAGCGAGGGGAGGAAAAACCACGAAAGGACAAUUUGAUAAACUUCGGGAAGACAACGCUGUGGCCGUCCCUGUCCCGUCCAGCCAGCAGAGGGGAUGGCACACCUUCGAGACAUGCAAAACCAGAACACCCGGCUGGACCCUGAGGAGUACUUCACCAAGCAGGAGCGCAUUGGGAAGGGUUCCUUCGGAGAGGUCUACAAAGGAAUCAACAACCGCACCAAGGAGGUGGUGGCGAUUAAAAUCAUAGACCUGGAGGAGGCAGAGGACGAGAUAGAAGACAUUCAGCAGGAGAUCACGGUGCUGAGCCAGUGUGACAGUCCUUUUGUUACCAAGUAUUAUGGAUCAUACCUGAAGGGGACCAAGCUGUGGAUUAUCAUGGAGUAUUUAGGUGGAGGAUCUGCUCUGGAUCUGCUCCGUCCAGGGCCCCUUGAAGAAACUUACAUUGCUACUAUACUGAGGGAAAUACUAAAAGGUCUGGAGUAUCUGCACUCUGAAAGGAAGAUUCACAGAGAUAUCAAAGCUGCCAACGUGCUGCUGUCAGAGCAGGGCGACGUGAAGCUGGCAGAUUUUGGGGUUGCGGGACAGCUGACAGACACCCAGAUCAAGAGGAACACGUUUGUCGGCACGCCUUUCUGGAUGGCUCCGGAGGUCAUUAAGCAGUCAGCCUAUGAUUUUAAGGCUGACAUCUGGUCUCUGGGAAUCACUGCCAUUGAGUUGGCCAAAGGGGAGCCCCCCAACUCUGAUCUCCACCCCAUGAGAGUCCUCUUCCUCAUCCCCAAAAACACUCCACCCACACUGGAAGGCCCUUACAGCAAACCCUUCAAAGAGUUUGUGGAGGCCUGUCUAAAUAAAGAUCCUCGUUUUAGGCCAACCGCCAAAGAGCUCCUGAAGCACAAGUUCAUCACGCGUUACACCAAGAAGACGGCCUAUCUGACCGAGCUGAUCGACCGCUACCGCCGCUGGAAAUCGGAGGGACACGGGGAGGAAUCCAGCUCCGAUGACUCAGACAUGGAUGCUGACGGUGACGUAGAUCAGUGUCCCGUGUGGACCUUCCCCACAGUCCGACCCACCUCUAUGAACAAGUUACAGAAGGGCUACACACACACAGAUUCAGAGUCAGGAGAUUCUGUGAAAAGGCAGCCCAAGUCACAAAGCUUGUCUGCCUUGGUAACACCCAUCUUCAGAGAGUUGAAGGAGAAGCGGCGGGCGAGUGGCGGCGGUGUGGGAGCCAUUGAGGAGCUGGAGAACGCCUUCAACCUGGCUGAGGAGUCGUGUCCGGGCAUCUCAGACCGCCUGGUCUCACACAUGAUGGAGAGAGUGUGCAGGUUUUCUUUAAACGGUAACACCACCCCGUCUUCGCGGUGAAACCCCCAGCUGGAUGUAACUUGACCCCGUCCCCGUUUUUUUCUGCCUCCCGUACCCACCCAGCUUCUCAGAUAAGGACCACAGAUGAACCCCCGCCCGCCCCCGGACCCUCGUACCUUUGCGCCCCUCCCAGUCCUGUCCCUCUGAAGAGAUCUUUUAAUUAGUUAUAAUUAAAUAUUUUUACAGUUUUUCUUUAAGAGCGGAGAGUAUUUAAGACAAAAAAGCCAUGACAUUUAGAGCGUUGUGUACACCUGUUAGAGUGAGAAGAAAACAACAAUAAUAAAGUCUAUGGAAAACGG
This is a messenger RNA of Acanthochromis polyacanthus (spiny chromis), 1960 nucleotides long. It is a transcript of the gene stk25b, whose product is annotated as serine/threonine kinase 25b. NCBI's taxonomy places the organism in Eukaryota, Metazoa, Chordata, Actinopteri, Pomacentridae. The coding region runs from base 390 to 1661 and encodes 423 amino acids. The transcript has 11 exons. Gene Ontology annotation, molecular function: ATP binding; protein kinase activity. The record is from RefSeq and is a predicted model, not a curated record. Gene Ontology annotation, biological process: protein phosphorylation.